Molecule: messenger RNA, 1423 nt
Organism: Macrobrachium nipponense
Lineage: Eukaryota; Metazoa; Arthropoda; Malacostraca; Decapoda; Palaemonidae
Exons: 8
Coding region: 583-1266 (227 amino acids)
Cellular component (GO): membrane
Molecular function (GO): ligand-gated monoatomic ion channel activity
Source: RefSeq, a predicted model, not a curated record
GGUUGAAUGGCUUGUCGAAACUGAACGUGGCCUGCUUGAAUUUCCAACCCCAUAUGGACGUAAGGAAAAUCUACGGGAAUGGUGUCGAGGCCAAAUACACGUACUCUGGACCAGCCUUGGAAUUGUUGAAGAUAAUCGCGAACGACAUGAAUUUCACAUACACACUGAAGGUGCCACCAAACGAUGGAGCCUGGGGUGUCCUGUACCCGAAUGGAACCUGGAACGGAAUUAUCCGUAUGAUAUUAGAUAAGGAAGCAGAUAUCGGAUUGGGGCCCUUCGGCGUCACCUACGUCAGAUCCAAGUUUAUCGACUACACGACGCCGCUGCUGGUCGACUACACACAAAACUUAGGAAGAAGAGGAAACACUGAAGUCGCUCUGUGGAGUGUCCUGCUCGCUCUGGACCCGUCGGUGUGGAUCGCAACCUUCGUCAUGCUGGCCAUGACGUUCUCCAUCGUCUACCUCCUGGACAAGUCUAGCUCGAGGGUGACCUCGAAAAUCUCCCUACUACUACGCCCGGACGUUUCUUCAUCAAGACAUAAAGUACUACGUGGGAGACAACUGGGAGCUCUUCAUUUUCGGCAUGUGGCUGAUGACGAUGCUCGUCUUGACGGAAUCUUACAAAUCCAAUCUGAUGUCAUUGCUGGCUGUGAGGUACAUCAAGGAGCCCUACCACAGCUUCAGAGAAAUUCUGGACGACAAGUCGGCAGUAUUGGUGCUCUUCUCCAACACUGUUUUUACGCAGAUCUUGACGGACGCGAAAUCAGGCAUCUUUAAGGAGGUGGCAGACGCGGGCAAGCAAGGUCGCAUCAUAGAAAUUCCCACUCAGGGUUACAUACCCGUCGUGGACAAGUUCGUGUCACAGGGGAAGUAUGUCUUUAACGGUCCGUAUCUCAUGAUGAGGCUGUUCCUGACGCAAGACUACAUGGAGAAAGGCAACUGUAAAUUCUACGUGUCCAGGGAAAAGGUCCUUCCGUUCAUCUACGCACUGGCAGUUCAGAAGCAUAGCCCGCUCAGAGCGGCUCUGAACAAAAGGAUCCAGGCCCUGAUAGAAGGAGGUUUUUACAACUUUUGGCUGGAGCAAGUUUUUCCCAACGCUGGAAUGUGCAAAAACCCCCCAAGGAAAAUGACUGUCAAAUCUGCAUUAAACUUUAUGACUCUUUCGGGAACCUUUUUCAUCCUCUUGGUCGGUUACGUUUUCGGAUUCUUGAGCCUUUGCUUUGAGAUUGUCCUGUCAAAGUUAUCUAAGCAACUAAUAAGAGAAUAAAAGCAAGACAAGAAGCGUACGGUCUUAGUUGCAAGCAUCAUGUAUUUGGCAACUUCCUUGCUGUUCAGUUUCAUGUUAUUAAUUAUUAGAUUAAAAUAAUCUGACCCACUUAUUUGAGGAAUUGUUCAGAGCCUGAGAUAGUGCAAGCAUGAUUCAA